AUGGACGCCGCAAAGAAAGACCGCGUUCAUGACGCCGAAGCUGGGCCCGGCGCGAGCUCCGCCGACAUCGACGCCCGGGACAGGGAUUCCGUCAACGACGAACUCCUCGCGUUGAAGGAAAAGCAACUUGUGCGCAAGCUCGACUUGCACCUUAUCCCACUGGUCAUGCUUUUGUAUCUCCUGAGUUUCCUCGACCGCGUCAACAUUGGUAAUGCCCGGUUGUACAACCUCGAAAGGGACCUCGGGCUGCAGGGGAACCAAUUCCAGGUCGCAGUCUCGAUCCUCUUCGUGACGUACAUCAUUUUCGAGAUCCCCUCCAAUCUUGUUCUCAAACUCUUCACCCCUAGCCGCUGGAUCGCCUUCAUUACUGUCUCAUGGGGCAUCAUCGCCACUCUCACCGGCCUUGUGGAGUCCUACGGUUCAUUGAUUGCAUGCCGCCUUCUCCUCGGCGCUGUCGAGGCCGGCCUCUUUCCCGGUCUCAACGUCUAUCUCACCUUCUUCUACCGCAGGCACGAGCUUGCGCUGCGUGUCGGCUACCUCUUCGUCAGUGCUGCCAUUGCCGGCGGUCUCGGCGGUCUGUUGGCGUAUGGCAUUGGGCACAUGGAGGGCGUCGCGGGGAUGAGCGGCUGGCGUUGGAUCAUGAUCAUCGAGGGCCUGCCGACGGUCGUGCUCGGUAUCGUGACCUAUUUCUUGCUGCCCAAUGAUGCUGGCAGCGCGUAUUUCCUCAAUGAGGAGGAGAAGGCGCUGAUGGUUGCGAGGCGAGGACGGGAAUACGGCAACACGACCAGCGCGCAGGAGUUUAGUCGCGAGGACAUGUGGAAGGCGUUCAAGGACUGGAAGGUCUGGGUGUUUUGCAUUGCGCUGUUUGGCGCGGAUACGAUGCUUUACGGUUUCUCGACCUUUCUCCCGACCAUCAUCAACGGCCUUGGAUCAUGGUCGACCGCCGAGGUGCAGCUUCUUACUGUGCCCUGUUACUUCCUCGGCGCCGUGGUGUACAUGUCCAUGGCUUUUCUCUCGGACCGGAUGCAGCGUCGCGGCAUAUUCUGCGUCAUCUUUGGCAGCAUCAGCGUCAUUGGCUACGGCGUGCUCAUCUCCAAUACGUCGUCAGGUGUGCAUUACUUUGGGUGUUUCCUCGUGGCCGCGGGACUUUAUGUUGUCGUCGGGCUGCCGUUGGCAUGGUUGCCGAAUAAUACCCCGCGCUAUGGUAAGAGAACAACUGCUAGCGGUAUGCAAUUGUCGAUCGGAAACUGUGCCGGAGUCAUGUCAUCAUUCAUAUAUCAAGCAGUUGAUAAACCAAGAUACAUCCGCGGCCACGCGGUGACACUGAGCAUGGUCGGAAUGGCCACCUGCUUGUACGGCUUCCUGUGGUUCUGGUACUCGAGGGCGAACAAGCAGCGUGAAGCUGGCCAGCUCGAGGAUAAGUACCGCGACCUGUCAGACGAUGAGCUUGCGGAGCUAGGCGAUGAGAGCCCGCGCUUCAAAUACACUUAUUGA
Molecule: messenger RNA, 1494 nt
Organism: Colletotrichum truncatum
Lineage: Eukaryota; Fungi; Ascomycota; Sordariomycetes; Glomerellales; Glomerellaceae
Product: MFS transporter
Biological process (GO): transmembrane transport
Cellular component (GO): membrane
Molecular function (GO): transmembrane transporter activity
Source: RefSeq, a predicted model, not a curated record